This is a messenger RNA of Lepus europaeus (European hare), 4610 nucleotides long. It is a transcript of the gene FKRP, whose product is annotated as fukutin related protein. The transcript is spliced from 3 exons. The coding region runs from base 657 to 2144 and encodes 495 amino acids. Gene Ontology annotation, cellular component: Golgi apparatus. Gene Ontology annotation, biological process: protein O-linked glycosylation via mannose. NCBI's taxonomy places the organism in Eukaryota, Metazoa, Chordata, Mammalia, Lagomorpha, Leporidae. The record is from RefSeq and is a predicted model, not a curated record.
GCGGGGACGCGCGAGCCGAGGAGGGCCCGGAAGACCCCGGCCCCGCGCGCGGCGGUCGCCCUUGCAGGAACGAGCCUGGGGGCAGGGGUCGUGUUCUGUCUCCCUCCUCCCACGUCACCCCAAAGGAAGUCUUACUCUUUCUAGACCCACAUACUCCUGCCCGGGACAGUCACUGUCAAGGGCGACCACCAGGGGUGGUGUAAGGGCAUCCUUUCUGAGUCCCGGCUUGGCCGGUUGUCAUGGUAACCUUUCUCCAGCACGGAGCGUCCCCCCCCCCACCAUUAUGGUUAUGGAGCCCCAAACCCUCUGCACCAGGAGGAGGUUGCUAAGCCCUGCCUCUUCUGGACACAGUCGUGAGAGAGAGGUGGUUACGGGUUGCCAUGGUGGCUGACCUCCCUCCCUGCGCACCCCACUCCUGAGAUGCCCCAGGUGGUGCCCGAGCGUAUGGGACUUCGGGAGGAAGGACCCCCUGACCUGCUCGCCACCUUGGCCGGCGGGCACAGCCACGCUCUGCUGUGUGGCAUUGGCUGAGCCGAGGUUUCUGGUUCUUCCUCAGCUGUGCGGCUGAGCUGGGCUGGCGCCGCCCUCCUGGAACUCCUCCAGCCUGCGACCUAGGAGGAUGCCCCGCGGCCCAGCGAGGGCCUGACGUCAGCCCCAUGCGGCUCACACGCUGCCAGGCUGCGCUGGCAGCCGCCAUCACCCUCAACCUGCUGGUCCUCUUCUAUGUCUCCUGGCUGCAGCACCAGCCCAGGGCCGCCCGGGGCCGGGGCCCGCGCCGCGCCUCCGCCGCUGGCCCCCGCGUCACCGUCCUGGUGCGGGAAUUCGAGGCCUUUGACAACGCCGUGCCGGAGCUGGUGGACUCCUUCCUGCAGCAGGACCCGGCCCAGCCCGUGGUGGUGGUGGCCGACACGCUGCCCUACCCGCCUCUGGCCUUGCCUCGCGUCCCCAAUGUUCGGCUGGCGCUGCUCCAGCCCGCUCUGGACCGGCCCGCAGCGGCGGCGCGUCCGGAGACCUACGUGGCCACCGAAUUCGUGGCCGUGGUGCCCGAUGGGACGCGGGCCGAGACCCCGGGCCAGUUGGAGCGCAUGGUGGAGGCUCUCCGGCUGGGGGGCGCGCGCCUGGUGGCCGCCCCGGUCGCCACAGCCAACCCCGCCCGGUGCCUGGCCCUGAACGUCAGCCUGCGUGAGUGGACGGCCCGCUACGGCCCGGCGCCUGCCGCACCCCGCUGCGACGCCCUGGACGGGGACGCGGUGGUGCUCCUGCGCGCCCGCGACCUCUUCAACCUCUCGGCGCCGCUGGCCCGGCCGGUGGGCACCAGCCUCUUCCUGCAGACCGCCCUGCGCGGCUGGCAGGUGCAGCUGCUGCACCUGCGCUUCGCCGCGGCGCGCCAGCCCCCGCUGGCCACGGCGCACGCGCGCUGGAAGGCGGAGCGCGAGGGGCGCGCGCGGCGGGCGGCGCUGCUGCGCGCGCUGGGCGUCCGCCUGGUGAGCUGGGAGGGCGGGCGGCUCGAGUGGUUCGGCUGCAGCAAGGAGACGACGCGCUGCUUCGGGACGGUGGUGGGCGACACGCCGUCCUACCUGUACGAGGGGCGCUGGACGCCCCCGUGCUGCCUGCGCGCGCUGCGGGAGACCGCCCGCUACGUGGUGGGCGUGCUGGAGGCGGCCGGCGUGCGCUACUGGCUGGAGGGCGGCUCGCUGCUGGGGGCGGCGCGCCACGGCGACAUCAUCCCGUGGGACUACGACGUGGACCUGGGCAUCUACCUGGAGGACGUGGGCAGCUGCGAGCAGCUGCGGGGCGCCGAGGCCGGCUCGGUGGUGGACGAGCGGGGCUUCGUAUGGGAGAAGGCGGUGGAGGGCGACUUCUUCCGCGUGCAGUACAGCGAGAGCAACCACCUGCACGUGGACCUGUGGCCCUUCUACCCCCGCAACGGGGUCAUGACCAAGGACACGUGGCUGGACCACCGGCAGGACGUGGAGUUCCCCGAGCACUUCCUGCAGCCGCUGGUGCCGCUGUCCUUUGCGGGCUUCGUGGCGCAGGCGCCCAACAACUACCGGCGCUUCCUGGAGCUCAAGUUCGGCCCCGGGGUCAUCGAGAACCCCGAGUACCCCAACCCAGCGCUCUUGAGCCUGCGGGGAAGCAGCUGAAGCCCCGCGGCCGGGGACGUCUGGGCGCCGGGAGCUGCGUGAAGACGCUUUGCUUGCCAGGUGGUGGGGGCUGUGGGUGUGCGCGCAGAGAGGGGGCGGGGGCCCAGUGGAGAAAGGUGAGCCCGCUUCGGCGGGAGGCAGGUUAGGCCCAAGAUCGGGGGCCGCGUCGCGAGGUUCUCCAUCUGGGGAGGGGCUUCUUAGUGAUUGAGGGGGCCGCUGGCAUUUGGUGGACUCCGAGCUGACCUGCAGGACCCAGGGCCAUCUCGGACCCUAGAGGUAGGUCCCGCCGGGGACUCCAGGAGCCGGGGCGGAGUUUUGCAGAGACCGGGCGCUUGGGGCCUAGGGCACCACUGACGGCUGUGGGAGCGUUCCCGGGACUCGCGGCGACUGGGUCUCUACCGCCGCUAGGGGGCGCGCCUGUCCUGCUGCCGGGGCCGCGAACGCAGGGCCUCGGAGGCUACGGUCUUCUGUCCAGGCCUCCGUGGGGCCCAGGACGGCGGUGACCACCUCCCUCCCUCGGGGACCUCAGCACGGGAGCAGUGCGGGGCGGUCUCCAAGCUCUAAGGCGCCGCCGCGGUGGGGCCGGGCCCCUGGCAUUACAUUAUUACCUCGUUAUUUCAGCUCUGUGCACCUGUUUCCCCGCCGGACAGGAGGGGCACACAGUAGUCACAGCUCACACUUACCGAGCACUCGCUGGGUGCCCGGCACCAUUCUCGGCGCUCCACGUGGGUUAAGUGACAGAGGCUUCCGCUGAACCCUGCACAGGGGCCGCUGCUCUUGUUUCCAUUUUACAAACACAGGAACCGAGGCCAGAGCGGUGAUGAGAGAGCCUAGGAAGGGCAGGCUGGGGCCGCGAACCCCUGCCCCCGAGGGCCGCGGUGGGGGCGGCGGCAGCCUUCUGUCCUGAGCGGGCACCCGGCAGGACAGCGUUGGCCCAGGACUCCAGGGGAUGUGUGUUUGCUGACGAAUUCUGUGCAGGUACUUAGUCAACGGCUUAAAUUAUUCAAUGUAAAAUAAAAAGCAAAUAUGUACAGACCCGGUCAGGGUCUCUCGCCUCAUCCCAGGGGCCUGUCUGUCCAUCCCUGAGCAUGUGCACCUGGCUUUCAGAGCCGUGGGGUGGGGAGGGGUGGGGCCGGCGCUGUGGCACUGUGGCUUAAGCUGCUGGGUCCUACGUCCGAGCAGUGGCUCGAAUCCCAUCCAGCUCCCUGCUAGUGCACCCGAGAAGGCAGCAGAGGAUGGCCCCAGUCCUUGGGCCCCUGCCACCCACGUGGAGACCCGGAUGGGGCUCCAGGCUCCUGGCUUCGGCCUGGCCCAGCUCUGGCUGUUGCGGGCAUUUGGGGAGUGAGCCAGCAGAUGGAAUGUUUCUGUUUCUCCUGUCACUCUGCCUUUCAGAUAAAUGAAAUGGAUCUUUUUAAGUUUAAGAAGCACAGGCAGGCAUUUGCCCAGUGAUUAGGACACAGAUUGAGACACCCUUGUCCCGUGGAGAGAGCCCGAGUUUGAGUCCCGGCUCCGGCUGCUGGCUCCAGCUUCCUGCUAACGCAGACCCCGGGAGGCAGCAGGUGGGUGAGGGCUCAAGUGCUGGGGUUCCUGACACCCGCGGGGAGGCCUGGACGGAGCUCCUGGUGCCAACCAUGGGCAUUUAGAGUGAACCAGCAAAUAGGAGCUCUCUGUCUCCCUCUGCCUGUCACAUUAAAAAAAAAGAACUAAUAAUGAAUGAAAAGAGCAUGGGUUGCUCCAGCUGGGCUGCGGGCACUUCAGUGGUCAAGGGCCCAGAGUAGGGGCUGGGACUGAGUGCUGUCCCGGCCACUCAUUUUCUUGAAGACUUAGGCAAGCCGCUGCCCCCCCACCCCAGGCCAAGCCUACUGUAAGCUGGGGCAACUGUACUGUCGCUCAGCGUAUGUAAGGCUUUGUCCUGGUAGACCCACGGUUAGUGGAAAAUACCCCGUGAGUGCACGUCCACACAGCUUCCCGGCUUCGCCGUCUCAAGAGAGGAUUGAGUCCGCGUCAGUAGCCCAAGUAUGGUUUCCACUCCGUUAGUAUCACUUUCUUGGAAAGAUGUGUUUUAAUUAUUUGAAGGGCAGAGUGACAGAGAGAUCUUCCAUCUGCUGGUUCGCUUCCUAAAUGGCCACAGUGGCCAGGGCUGGGCCAGACCAAAGCCAGGAGCUCCACCCAGGUACUUGAGCCCUCACCUGCUGCCUCCCAGGGCGCAUUAGCUGGGAGCCGGAUCAGAAGCGGAGCAGCUGGGACUCGAACCCGCUCUCUGAUACUGGAUGCUGGUGGCUCCACGAGCGGCCAUGCAGCCUGCUGGGCCACAGGGCCAGCCCCCAGUGGCCACACUGUGACUCGGAACAGCCCAUGGCCCAGAAGAGGAAUACACGGUGCCACCUCCUGCGGUUCCUGCUUUCAACCACGGAAGCCGCAGGUGGUCCCGAAAGAGACUGGCAGGCCUCCAGGGACGGGGGGGGG